Messenger RNA from Oikopleura dioica, 408 nucleotides. The record is from the annotation of a GenBank genome assembly. Lineage: Eukaryota; Metazoa; Chordata; Appendicularia; Copelata; Oikopleuridae.
AUGUCAAAAGUCGUCGGGCAACCGUUGGCCAAACGAUUAAUGCCGGAAAAGAUGGCCGAGUGGCGUCAAAAAGUCCAGCAUCACUCCGACGAUUUAUUCAAUUACAUCCUCUUUCUUCGUAUCACGCCGUUCUUGCCGAAUUGGUUUAUCAACCUCACGGGGCCACUUGUUGGAGUUCCACUCAAGCCGUUCUUCUGGGGCUCUGUUAUCGGUGUGGCGCCACUUUCGAUGCUGGCGGUACAAGCGGGCCAGACGCUUUACACAUUGACCUCGACUUCUGAUACUGUCACCUUCAAAUCUAUCAUUUUCGUCGUCAUCUCCGCUAUUGCCUCCGUUCUUCCUAUCUACUUCAAGAGAAAGGACUCAAAGUUUUCUGAUGCUUCUCAAACUGAAAUAAAGACCAAAUAA